UCUAUGUAUUAUGAUGAAGAUGGUGAUCUUGCUCAUGAGUUUUAUGAAGAGACAAUAGUCACCAAGAAUGGGAGAAAACGUGCUAAGCUGAAAAGAAUCCAUAAGAACCUGAUACCUCAGACCCUGCUCUGUCUGUAAUCCUCCAUCAUCUUUAUUCCUAAGCAGUUCGGGGAGAGAGGAUGCAGGGAGGCUCUGCGCUGGCAGUGACAUGGCUCACGGUCCUUGCUGUCGCUGGUGCCCCUGGGCAGUAUGAGAAGCCAGCCUUUACCCCCAUCUUCACUGGUAGGCCUUUCAUUGUGGCCUGGAAUGCGCCAACCCAGGAUUGCAAGCCCCGCCUCAAAGUCCAGCUAGACUUCAGUGUUUUUGACUUGCUGGCCUCGCCCAACGAAGGUUUUGUGGACCAGAAUCUGACCAUUUUCUACAAAGAGCGUUUGGGCCUCUAUCCCUACUACGAUGGGCAGAAAGUGGCAGUGAACGGGGGUGUCCCGCAAAACAGUAGUCUGCUGCAGCACCUGGAGCGAUUGCCAGACGGCAUCCGUAAGUAUAUCCACUCUGAGGAAAAGGAGGGACUGGCUGUCAUUGACUGGGAAGAAUGGAGGCCCAUCUGGAUCCGGAACUGGCAGACGAAAGACAUUUACCGCAACGCCUCCCGGCAACUUGUAUUGGCUCGGCAGCCUGGAUUACCAGAGGACCAAGUGAACAAAGUGGCCCAGUAUGCGUUUGAGUCAUCAGCUCGUGAAUUCAUGGAGGAGACCCUGCGAUACGCCAAGAACUUCCGGCCCCGACAACUGUGGGGCUUCUACCUCUUCCCAGACUGCUACAACCAUGACUAUAGCAAGAACCAGGAGAGUUACACAGGUCGUUGUCCAGAUGUUGAAGAGACACGCAAUGACCAUCUAGCCUGGCUUUGGAGAGAGAGCACUGCCCUUUACCCUUCUAUCUAUUUGGACCAGGUGCUGGCUUCCUCCCAAAACGGGCAGAAGUUUGUGAGAUCACGGGUAAAAGAGGCUCUGCGUAUCUCCCAGCGCCAUCAUGAGGACUAUACCUUGCCCGUCUUUGUCUACACUAGGCCCACUUACAUCCGCAAAUUGGAUGUGCUAAGUGAGAUGGACUUGGUCUCCACCAUUGGUGAGAGUGCUGCCCUGGGGGCAGCUGGUGCUAUCUUCUGGGGAGAUGCAGACUACACCAAAAGUCGGGAAACCUGCCAGGUCAUUAAAAAAUACCUAGAAAACGAUCUUGGUCCUUACAUCAUCAAUGUGACGACAGCUGCUGACCUCUGCAGCCAGACUCUGUGCAACAGUCAUGGGCGUUGCCUGCGCCAAGUCAGCAAUGCCAGCGUCUUCCUGCAUCUCAACCCAGCCAACUUCCAGAUUCUUCACAAUGAUGACAACAAGCUCAUGGCCAAAGGGAAGUUCUCCCAGGCUGACAUUGCCUUCCUACGAACCCACUUCCUGUGCCAUUGCUACCAGGGAUGGCAUGGAGAAGGAUGUGAGAGGCGGCUGAACCCUCCAGGCGGUGGCCCCCGCCUUUACAGUAACCUGGGACUCCUGUUGCUCACAACAUUCUCUCUCCUGGCCUUCUUGCAUUAGGCUGCCUCUAACUGAAACCUCCGUGGCUGCCAACUAGUUCCUGGAGCAUAGUGUGAGAGAGAAGGGGUUAUGAUAGGCAAUGAGAGUAGCCAGAAAGGAAGAAAUAGGAGCCACCAGCCUCUCUUUUAUAUCUUAUUUAGCAGUGAUGUAGCAGAUCUCCUAUUUAAGUGACUGUCCUACCUCUCCCGUCUUGCCACUGGCCCUUUAAGCGGCAAAAGAAAAAAACCCUUCUCCCCACUGAUAGGGUUUCCCCCCCUGUUGACAGACAGGUGGACUACUGGAAGAGAGAACAGUGUUAGGGACUGGCAGAGGUAGGAGACUGGCAUGAGGUGUGGCCUGAUCUUUCCUGCUGCUGAUGUGGUGACCU
Molecule: messenger RNA, 1956 nt
Organism: Euleptes europaea (tarantolino)
Lineage: Eukaryota; Metazoa; Chordata; Lepidosauria; Squamata; Sphaerodactylidae
Gene: HYAL2
Product: hyaluronidase 2
Exons: 4
Coding region: 180-1589 (469 amino acids)
Biological process (GO): carbohydrate metabolic process; hyaluronan catabolic process
Molecular function (GO): hyalurononglucosaminidase activity; hyaluronoglucuronidase activity
Source: RefSeq, a predicted model, not a curated record